GAAAGGAAGCAUUCUGCUUGUUUGGAAUCUUACGAUGGCCCCAAACUUACCUAAUUAAAUGCUCCUUGAUAAUGAAGCAAAUUAUUUUCAAAGUUAAUGAAUUUGCAAGCAGCAGUGUUGCCAUCUUCCGAGAAUGUAUUACUCACGUUCCUUACAUACAUUUCUCAGUUAAACGCUAAUUAAGGUUAGUGCUUAAACACGGGGAUGGAUCUCACUGCGAAAGCAAACUCCCCUUUGUUUUCAAACCGUAUAAGACGACCACAAUUUCCCUUCUUGCAGACAUCAGCUGCACACAGAAACUUAAUUCUAGGUUUUGGACAAAAUGGAAAUUAUUUCAUCCAAACGAUUCGUUUUAUGGACCUUAGCCGCUUCAAGCUUGUUAACAUCCAACAUCUUUUGUACAGAUGAAUUAGUGCUGUCCAGUCUUCACAGCAAAAAAAAUUAUGACACAUAUUCCGAGCCUAGAAGAGAUUCUAAAUGGGAAAAACAAAGAAGUCUCAAUUUUGAAGAAUUAAAAGAUUGGGGUCCAAAAAAUGUCAUUAAGAUGAGUACACCUGUGGUCAACAAAAUGCCGCCCUCGGCAGCCAACCUGCCACUGAGAUUUGGGAGGACCAAGGAAGAAGAGAGCAGCCCUGGGGCAACGGCCAGCCUGCCUCUGAGGUUUGGAAGAAACACAGAAGACAGCAUGUCAAGACCGGUUCCCAAUCUGCCCCAAAGGUUUGGGAGAACAAUAGCUAGAAGUAUCACCAAGGCACUGGGUGCUUUGCUCCAACAAUCCACGCGUUCACCAUCUGCCAAAGGGUUACUUUACUCCAUCACCCGCCAGCCCCAAGAAAUCCAGAAACCUGAUCAAAAGAACCUAAGGAGACGUUUCAAGAAAAUAGAUGAUGCAGAAGUGAAACAAGAAAAAUAAGAACUCCAGAGCCUGUCCCUAAAGACAAUGCAAAACUGCAGCCAGUUAUCUGCAAGCAACUCAGUGGUGAACAUAGCAGUCAAUGAAGCCACUGUGCUUUUUUAAUAGGUUUUCAUUGAUAGCAAUUUUUCCUUCUCAGUACAGCUAACAUCUUGAAAGUUCUUUAAAAAUGUAAAGAAUAUUGUAAUGAUAAAGAUUAAAUAAUUUUGUCUAAAUAAAAAGAGCACUUAAGAAGUCUCUAUCUAGUAGGAUGUGUAUACAUGUAUAACUGACUCAGUUGUAUAGCAGAAAUUGUUACAAUAUUGUAA
This is a messenger RNA of Sus scrofa (pig), 1221 nucleotides long. RefSeq names its product neuropeptide VF precursor (gene NPVF). NCBI's taxonomy places the organism in Eukaryota, Metazoa, Chordata, Mammalia, Artiodactyla, Suidae. The record is from RefSeq and is a predicted model, not a curated record. Gene Ontology annotation, biological process: neuropeptide signaling pathway; negative regulation of gonadotropin secretion. Gene Ontology annotation, molecular function: signaling receptor binding.